GAUGGCGGUCGAGAUGCGGUUUCCAAAGCUGGUUCUUUUUGGAGAUUCCAUUACUCAGUCAUCUUUUAGUAAUGGCGGCUGGGGAGCAGUGCUAGCUGAUUAUUUUCAAAGAAAAUGUGAUGUUCUAAACCGUGGGUUCAGUGGCUAUACAUCUGCCUAUAUGAACAAACUCGUACUACCAAGCUUGUUACAACAUGACUUAACACCCAAGGAAUCUCUUGCUGCAGUAGUGAUACUGUUAGGUUCAAAUGAUGCUUGUCUUGAAGGCAAGGAUGAACGCAGCCUGACCAUAGAUGAAUAUGUCAGUAAUAUGAACAGUAUUAUAUCUAAGUUUGUUAAUCAUGGGUUAUCAGUGGACAGAAUUGUAGUGAUGACACCACCUCCCAUCAAUGAAGAAAUGUGGGCGAAGGAAUGUGUUAUUAAAGGUAGGGAAAUGAAUUUAUCCAGCUCAAGAACCAGGUCCUUUGCUAAAGCUUGUGCUGACCUUUGUGCAAAGCUUGGUGUAGAGGUUAUUGAUCUCAAUGGUGAUAUGCCAAAGGAGGAGAAUUGGUCAAGAUAUGUCAGUGAUGGACUUCACCUAUCAGGAGAAGGGAACCAGUUUGUUGCUUAUAAAUUAAUCCCAGUACUGGAAGCCAAACUAGGACAUCUUCCUCAGCUCUUUCCAGAGUGGAAAGACAUUGAUCCCAAACAACCUGAAAAACAUUUAGGAGAGGAUGUCAGCAAAAAUCGAACAUACGCCGGCAACAGUCGAAAAAUCGAAUUUUCUCAUAUUUUAGCAUUAGGAAGACCUUGAUGCGAUAUAACCCGUGGUAUACUUCAUUUGCCAAAAUAUCGCUUUAUUUCCGAGAAAAACGAGGAAAACCAAUUUAUGCAUAAUUGACCCUCUGAGAGAGC
Molecule: messenger RNA, 894 nt
Organism: Actinia tenebrosa (Australian red waratah sea anemone)
Lineage: Eukaryota; Metazoa; Cnidaria; Anthozoa; Actiniaria; Actiniidae
Product: isoamyl acetate-hydrolyzing esterase 1 homolog
Source: RefSeq, a predicted model, not a curated record